AUGUCGUAUCCCACAAAGGAGUUUUCUCCUUUAAAGCUUGAGGACUACCGGAGAGUGAUGAUGGAUAGAUUAAGCGAGGAGGAGUUGUUUACCACUGCCCAUAUAGCUAAUUGCAUGAAAAAAGGUUCACAUACGCAAAUACCAUUCAUGGCUCAAAAUAUCCCCGGGAGAGAGAGUUUCUUCAAGCUAGAAAAAAUCUUUCAGGUUCAUAAAUGCGUUGCUGGCGGAGGGAAAGCGUUGCUAAUGGCCUUAACCGGAGUGCUAAAUGCUCGGUAA
Molecule: messenger RNA, 276 nt
Organism: Arabis nemorensis
Lineage: Eukaryota; Viridiplantae; Streptophyta; Magnoliopsida; Brassicales; Brassicaceae
Source: the annotation of a GenBank genome assembly